Molecule: messenger RNA, 4260 nt
Organism: Myxocyprinus asiaticus (Chinese sucker)
Lineage: Eukaryota; Metazoa; Chordata; Actinopteri; Cypriniformes; Catostomidae
Product: refilin-A-like
Exons: 4
Coding region: 374-1042 (222 amino acids)
Biological process (GO): negative regulation of chondrocyte development; actin filament bundle organization; skeletal system morphogenesis
Cellular component (GO): actin filament bundle
Molecular function (GO): filamin binding
Source: RefSeq, a predicted model, not a curated record
GUCAGUGUGCGCUCCUCUCCGCUCCUGCCAGAUAAACUUCUGCGCUUCCAGAAGAGACGGACAGAAGAACCGGUGCUGGUUUUAACUGCUCAGUCGUGAAACGACCAAGGGACUAUUGUGAGACAUUUGUGAUAUUCUCCUCGAGCUGUUUGCGGUGGAAGUAAUCGCGUUUGUUGUGGAUUUUACUCUCCUGAUAUUUUGAACUAAAAGUGUUAUGCGCUAACCGUUGGGGAUCUCUGAAAUUCUAAGGCAUCAGUUGGAGCACCAGGAUUUAAUCUGUGGGACAGAUAUGGAACUUUAGCUUCAUUCCUCACAUAUGCACCAUCUCACCUGGAGUGAAUUCGCCUGGUUUUAACUUUACGCUCUUCCAGCAAUGGUGGGGCACUUACAUUUACAAGCUAUGGAUGAGAGUUUGAAAGGAAAGAACCGGGAAGGACUACUCGAUAGUCCGGAUUCAGGAUUUCCUCCGAGUCCCAGCCCGCCCUUCUAUUCUCUGUCGCCAGGGAUCCUUGAGUCGAGGUCCGGCAGCUGUUCAACACCAACUGAGCUGCAGGGAUACAGCAGAAAGGAGAGCCGGCAGGGUAAACUGCUGCCAUACUUGCUCCUGAACUCUCAAGUUCCAGAUGCCAAAUCACGCAUGUACCCUGUGGUCUAUGGAGAGAGCAUUGAGGUCAACCCCAAACCAGAAAAAGAGAUCAAGUUCAACUCUGCAGUGAAGUAUGCUUCAGACAGACACUUCCGCGAUCAGGUGUACUGUGCCCAGGUCCCGACCGCCACGUCCUUCAGUGAGACAGUGGUGGCGGUCCAAAACCACACGUGGCGUAGCUACAAGUCAGAGGUUCACUUUGAGCCACGGCUCAGGCCGCUACACUUCCAAAGCACGGCCAUCGUGUUCCCCAAGCAUGCCCGGAAUACAUACCGCACCACGCUUAACUACAAUGGCAACAAAAAUGCAGCUGGUCGACGAUGGUUUGUGUCCACAGUCAGACUGGAGUCCACCGAGGAUGCCAGUCCAUGUAUCAUUUACACAGAAGACCUCUGAAAGAGGUUUGUUAUCGUUCCCACAAUUAAAAAACUCCCUUUUUAGAGCUUCAGUGAAAGUGCUUGGACUUGAGCAACAGGGCUCUGUUACUACUACAACCCUGAUUAAAAAUGGAUGGCUAGAGACUUCAAAGAAAAUAAAAGAGGAAAACUAAGUCAGUGAGGGCCAUUUUGUUCUCUUGCUUCCGGAGAAGUUGGUACAUGACAAAGGGAAUCUGGUGGAGUUGUGUCUGUGCAGUCUUCUUUACAUGUCGCAGUAUACUUGUGUUAUGUGUUAGUAAUGUAUUUAUGUACAUCUGAGUUUUUUUAUGAAUAAUGUCCAGUCAAGCCAGUCAGGAGGGGGGAAAAUCAUUUGGGCCGAAACUGUUUCUGAUGUUUGCUUAUUCAUAGGCCUGCACGGAAUCUGCACAUGCAGAAUUCCACAGAAUUCGAACAAAUGUCAAUUACAAAAUUCUACACAUCCCCCACCCUUUUUGUGUUUUAAUUCAAAUCAAAUAUUAUUUGCCAGUACAUUGAGGGAAGCAAGGUAAAUUCUGGUACCUUGCACGGUACCUUUUUAAAGCUAAAAUGUAUGAAUUUUGCCGAAUUUGAUAAGGUUAUUGCCUACAAAUACAGUAAAACUGUAAUACUCAGCUUUAUUUAGGCAAUUUUACCAUUUGAAUUCUACAGGUUUUCUCCCAAAAUAAGUACAGAAAUAUGUAAAAACUGUACAGAUUCCAUGCGGGCCUAAUUAUUUGUCUGGGUAUUGGCAAUUCUUGCAAAUGCUCAAAGAGGACAUGCCUGACUAUAAUUAAGAUUAAAUGCUGCCAUAUUUUAUUGCUAUAUUUUAGGAUAAAGACUGUGGACGAGAGAGCCAGCACAAAGUAAAUUGGGAUUAAACCCAAAAUUUUCAGAGAAUUUUCAGAGAAAAUAUAAACUUUAUUUGAGUUGCACUUAUGCUUAUGUUUUUUUGUUGUUGAUGUUUUUUUUACCAAGGUUAUAAAUGUCUUGGUAUGAAAAAGGGCAAAUCAAUGAGUAAGAGCACUUAAAAGGUUGGACCAAAGAUUCUGCCUUAAAUAUUUCCUCCCUUUCUGUUUGUACCUCAGAAAAUGAGUUUUAGAAGCCGCCCAGGGUUUUGACAUUGUAAUAAUUCAAUGGCCAAAAUAUGACCUGAACUCACAAAGCCAACCUGGUCUCAAAGAAGAACCUUACUAUAACUACAUUUUUGCAAACUGACUUUUAUGUGCAAAAUUCUACAUUUCGUUGCAGUGUCCUGGUGAAAUGAACACUAGAGGCGCUACAACAGCUGUGCGUUUUAUUCACUUUCACAUAUCAUGACUGCAACAGUUGAUUAUGACUUUAUAUUAAAGGAAAUGCAAGAACGUAGAGAGAAGUUGUAUUUGAAAUGAAUAGAUUGGUUGAGCAUGUUUUAUGGGACAAUUGAGCACAUUUUGAGGGAUUUGUGCUGGUUUUGUGAGAAAGUUUCUUGUCAGGUUGCCGCUAUGAAUCAGAAUAGUUCAUCUGGAGGGGACAAAGUUAAUUUAUCUCAUGACAUCUGAAGACUAUGUGCAGUCAUCUGAUAUACUUUCUGACUGUAUGGUUGGAUAACCUCUGGUUUCGAGAAGUAAUGAGUAUUUUAUUCUUUCUUGUUUUUGGAGCCAAAUAGUUUCAUCCAAAAUCUUGAUUAAGUGAACUGUUACCUCCAGCUAAUGCAUUUCCUCUUUAAUGUGUAACACAAUCUCUUUUGUGUAGAGGAGAGGGAAAACUUUCUGUUCUGACUGGCUUUAACUUCUGCUCUUCUUUUUAGAAAGUAAUGAGAUAUAAUGCACAGAUACUUCAAGAGGGAGAUUAUGACUAAAGCAGGCAGGCAUUGGGAGGUGUUAGUACUUUAUGUCUGUCUUGUGUUUGGACUAUACAUUUUGAAUUCUUUAAAAGCUGAAAGUGGAAUUGUAAAUUUAGAUCUUUUACCUCAUUAAAAAUCUCUCGUUUUGGCUUGUAAAAAGUUUUUUUUUUUUUUUUUUUAUGAUGGGGAUCCUCUGUUGCAUGAAAAUAGCAGCAUAUUUUGUAUUUUAAUGACAAAGAAAAAUGUAUGUUUAAGUCUGUAAUGGUAUAUGGAUAUAUUGGAAGCGUUGAGAGGAACUACAUGGCAGUAAAACACAAAAGGUUCUGUCAAAACAAUAUAAUACAGUUAACUAGUACAUCAUGCACAUAUAUUCCACGACAUUACUGGAAAACACACAUACCAUAGAUGUUUAGCUGGUUUAGAGUACUUAAAGGGAAAGUUCACCCAAAAAUGAAAAUUCUCUCAUCAUUUACUCCAUCCCAGAUGUGCAUGACUUUCUUUCUUCAGCAGAAAACAAAUUAAGAUUUUAUGACUCCACCAUGUCUUCAGAAGUGAUAUGAUAGAUGUGGGUGAAAAACGGAUCAAUAUUUAAGUUCUUUUCACUAUAAAUCUCCACUUUCACAUUCUGAAAGUGAAAGUAGAGAUAUAUAGUAAAAAAAAGGAUUGAAAUGUUUUUUUCUCACCCAAAAGGAUUGCAUUGUUUCAGAAGACAUAUAAUAAACCACUGGAGUCGUAUGGAUUACUUUUAUGCUGCCUUUAUCUGCUUUUUGGAGCUUCAAAGUUCUGGUCACCAUUCACUUGCAUUGAACGGAUCUACAGAGCUGAGAUAUUCUUCUAAAAAUCUUUGUGUUCUGCUGAAGAAAGAAAGUCAUGCACAUCUGGGAUGGCAUGAGGGUGAGUAAAUGAUUAGAGAAUUUUCAUUUUUGGGUGAACUAUCCCUUUAACCAAUGCCUGCAAAAAGCAUUAGCAUUUCAUGAGAAAUCCACAAAGUGUUGAUAAGAUGUGAAAUUAUAGGGGAGGCAUGUCUGAUAAAUCACUCCUUACAGUAUGUGUUGGAAUGGUUUACUUGAGAAAUGAUGGACUAUUGAUAAGGAAUUUUAGCAAUGUGUUGAAAGCCAUGCAGAAUUAUUAAACUGGAGAUGAGGGGAGAGCUUUUAUUUUUUCAUGUGUAUGAAAUUCUAUUAUUACAUUUGUUUGAUGUAAAAAUGCUCUCUGCUAACUGAUCAAUCUUUGUUUCGUUCCCUAACACGAUGAAUUGUAUGUAAAAUACUUUCCUGUUGUAUAUGUGGCAUACAUUUUUGUAUAAUUCCCAGGUUAAUGAUCUUCUUUUGGGCAACAAAUGAGAAAAUAAUUUAAGAAAAAAAAAAAAUGUAUAUCCAAACUGAAUAAAUAAAAGC